Molecule: messenger RNA, 1149 nt
Organism: Penicillium cinerascens
Lineage: Eukaryota; Fungi; Ascomycota; Eurotiomycetes; Eurotiales; Aspergillaceae
Product: short chain dehydrogenase/reductase family protein
Exons: 5
Coding region: 1-1149 (382 amino acids)
Source: RefSeq, a predicted model, not a curated record
AUGGAUAACGACCCUUCCCCCGAUUCCCGCUCGCAGUUCCCGUCGCAUACCGAACCGAGAGUAUGGCUCAUCACAGCUGGAGAUUCGCCCAUUGGCAUCUCGGUUGCUCGGCAGGUCCUGGCGCAUGGUGACUAUGCACUGCUGGGGCUAGCGCACUCGGUUAUGGAGCAUGACGAGCGCCGCCGGAAUGGGUUCAACGCUUUUCUCGCGGAGAUCGAGGAACACCGUGACGAGGGAUGGAAUCAACGGAUGAAGGCUGUUCCUUUGGAUAUCCGGAUGAUGGGCGAAUGUCAAGCAGUGGUUGCUGAGGCAGUUGCGGUGUUUGGCCGGGUGGAUAUUCUCCUAUGCUGCACGAGCCAAACUCUGGUCGGAACCGUCGAAGAGCUAUCAGCUUCGCAACAAACCCUGAAUCUCGUCCGCGACCAAUUCGAGGUCAAUUACUUCGGACCUCUGAACAUCAUCAAAGCCGCGUUGCCCCAUAUGCGACGAGAAAGCUCCGGUCAUAUAAUGAUAAUAUCUGGAAUCACGGCACACAUCGGCACGCCCGGACUGGGAAUGUACUGCGCAGCUGGUUGGGCCCUCGAAGGCUUCUGUGACAGCCUGGCAUACGAAAUCGCACCCUUCAACAUCAAACUCACCAUCUUCCAAUGCAGCAUCGAAAUUGGCAUUCUCACCAACCUAGUCACCAGCGUCCCGCCCAUAUUCCCGGCCUACUCACCGGCAAACAACCACGCGCCACUUUUCCGCGGUAUACUAAAUCGCCUCUUGCCCCGACUCCCCGAUGCUGCAUCUGAGGGCAUAUCCAUCGCAAACCAGCCAAAGAGCCAACAGGACAAUUCUCGCGUCAGCUCGAUCGAGAACGGCCCGUUCUCCGCUCCAGAGAUUGUCUCCAUGCACCCACCACUAAGUUCCGCGCACCUCGAAGUCCUGGUGUCGGAAACAGUAUACGCUAUUACUUCGAUUGGAGGCCAUGGAAACCCGCCUUCGCGGCAUAUCGUUGGGCAAGAGGGAGUUGCGAGCGUGAAAGAAAAGUUGAAGACCGUUAGCGAAGAACUAGAGGAUUUCAUUCAGGCUAGUUUCGCUGUUGAUGUGGCCGCAAACACUGAUCCUGUGCCGCCUAUGAGCGGUUUGAACGACAGGCCUUUUUGA